UGUCGUUACCCCUACGAGUCAACCGCGCUGAGAAACAGCAAGCAAACCGAGGCAAGAAUUGAUGCCUCCCUGACGAGUGAGGAGCACAGCCUAAAUCGGAGAUGAGGACGAAUUCAUGAUGGUCGGUUUCGCCAUAGUGUUGGUGGGACCGCUCUCUGUCGUGUGGUGGUCAUUGAUAGUGUGGUCUGUUUCUGCCAACUCAAUUUCUGCCCCUUCAGAAUGCGAUGUGGCCCGCAUGAAGUGUGCAUACAGAACAAGCUGUUCUCGGGCCCUUCACAGUUAUAUGGUAGACUGUGCAGAUGUCCUUGCGGGGAGAACCACGCGAUGCCCAUGGGCUUGUAAAAGGGCUCUAAUUUCGUUGACGAGCACAGAGAUGGGUUUGGCCCUUUCCAUGUGCGAUUGUGGUGACAACGAAUUCUGCCGCAGCAGUAAAGAACGUGCCGAAGUUUGCCGCCCAGAGGUCAGCUAUGCCACAGCCGACGACACCGUAGUGUCCUGUUCCGUUGCCGAGUGGAUUUGCGCCGCCGAUCCUCUGUGUUCUACGGCUCUGGACUACUACCACAGGUUCUGCAGAUCCAUGUUUCACGGCCGCAAAUGUACUCCUCGGUGUAACAACAGUUUGGCAAUAUUAGAUAGGCAGGAAAAAGCUGUCAAACUGCGAAACUGUUACUGCGAUGGCUCGGAAGAUUUUCCAUGCCGUAAUAUCAAAAAGAAUACUCAACGAUUGUGUUAUGGACGGGAUGAAUGGAUGGACAAUUCUCCCUACUUUCCAUCUACAACAUCCGAGACAGAUUCGGGCUCGCUCUGUACAGUACCUAGCGGACUGACCUACUACCUCCUACUAUGUCUUCUAGUAUUAUGGACUUUCAGGACUAGCGUAAGCACUGCAGAUUAUAUUACUGUUUCAACAAGAAACUGUAAGACUUUUAUUACAAACAGUAAAUGUUUGCCAUAUCAGCAUUUACAAAAGAGAAACAGCGAGCAUUUUAGACAGAAAAUAUGGCCUUGGUGGUGGACAGCGGAAAUUGUUUCCAGCGCUAGGUUCUAAGAAUACGAGUGAUGGAUAUUCCUAUUUUGUAGAACCGGUGAGACAUACAUGAAAAACAAAAACGUUCCUCUUCAUUUCAAACUCAGGUUAGAGAAAUGGACGUUCACACAUAUUGCAUCUGAAAGCUACCAUUCAGCCUUGAUGGAUAUUCUGGCUUCGAGGGCAAUAGAAUUCAAACUGCAUACCUUCCGUUGCAGACCGAGAUUAACUACUUCACUUCAUUUCAUCUAUUAUUUAUAUUCCACGUAAAAAAAGUAAUGGCCUAAAAAUUCAAAUGUAUUCAUUGACUUUUUUAUUAUUUUAUUGUCAUUUUGUUAUAUACUGGAAGUACUUUCGUCCCCUGUCUUUAUAAUAUGAAAAAUAUCUUGAUAUUUAUCAUCUGUUUGCUUUAUUAGCUGUUCAUUUCAAACUGUUAGAAUGCUAGUUUUUUAGCUUGGACAAUUUGUUUUGAAUUCUAUCAUUUCUCACUCAAACUCGUGCUGUACGCUCCGUACCAUAAAAAAAAAACAGUCUAAUAUUUGAAGAAAGUAAUUUACUUAGCAUCCUCGAACUUUUUAAAUUAAAGCAUAUUUGCAUUUGGUUAUUUAUACCUUUUAUUAUAAUUCUUCAACCUCAGUUUAUUUUUUUAUCAUAUUCAUCUAUACGCAAAGUUUUUUUUUGUUACUCCUUUCUUAAACGCAUUCGAAAAUGCGAAUCAAUCCAUUAUGGUACUUGCUGAUUACUUAAUAAUUCUAGAAAUUAGAUUUAAGAAUUAGCGAUAGAAAUUUUGCUAACGAAAGAUGUGUGUUAGAUAUUGAUAUUGCCAAAUUGGGAGAGGGGUAAAUUACUGUUCGCUCAUGAUAGUCACAUUUUUGUGUAAUAAAUACAAAAAUAAUAUCAAAGUUCUAUCUGUAGCUGAAUUUGACAGGUAAACGUUUGAAAAUGUUAGGGCACGCAAUUACAGGAAGGGAUCGUUAGGGCUUAGGAAAAUUUAGGGCACGCAAUUACAUACGUUUAAUAUAUGAAAAAUCUUCUGUGAAAUAUCUUUGUUUAAAGUACUUUUAUUUAAAAAGAUGAAAAAGUAAUGAAAAUUGGGUGCUACUUUGGUAGACGGUUGCACGGAUUUGGGCGA
Messenger RNA from Stegodyphus dumicola, 2159 nucleotides. Its product is annotated as growth arrest-specific protein 1-like. NCBI's taxonomy places the organism in Eukaryota, Metazoa, Arthropoda, Arachnida, Araneae, Eresidae. Gene Ontology annotation, biological process: regulation of cell cycle. The record is from RefSeq and is a predicted model, not a curated record.